Messenger RNA from Monodelphis domestica (gray short-tailed opossum), 1727 nucleotides. It is a transcript of the gene HMG20B, whose product is annotated as high mobility group 20B. The record is from RefSeq and is a predicted model, not a curated record. Gene Ontology annotation, cellular component: nucleus. Lineage: Eukaryota; Metazoa; Chordata; Mammalia; Didelphimorphia; Didelphidae. Gene Ontology annotation, biological process: regulation of gene expression.
CCAGAGCUCGUGGCCCCGCCACAUUAGCAUGUGAGCGGAAUUGGGGGUGGGGCCCCUUCCCUACCGGCGCUGGACCCGGGAGAGGCGGGGCGAGGGGCGGGGCCAAGGGCGGUUGAGAGUCCGAACCCGAAGAUCCAAGAAAGUUUGCUCAGGAGGUUUCAGAGAGGUGCCCCACCCCCACCCCACCCUUGCAGCGGCAGCGACGGGAAAGGGCUGUGGUCAUGUCCCAGAGCCCCAAGCAGCUAGUCCCAGGCCUCCUGCCAAGCAACGGAAAGGUCCCGGGACAGCAGCAGUCAGGGAGCUUUGCAGGGCUGGCUCCAGUGAAGCAGGAGAAGGUAGAUGGCCCUCGGGCCAGUGGCAUGGAGAAAGGGCCCUCAGAAGAGGAGCCCGUGAAGAAGCGAGGUUGGCCCAAGGGCAAAAAGAGGAAGAAGAUUCUUCCAAAUGGGCCAAAGGCACCUGUCACAGGUUAUGUUCGCUUCCUGAACGAGCGGAGGGAGCAGAUCCGAACCCUGCACCCAGACCUGCCCUUCCCAGAGAUCACUAAGAUGUUGGGUGCUGAAUGGAGCAAGCUACAACCUACAGAUAAGCAGCGCUACCUUGAUGAGGCUGAGAGGGAGAAGCAGCAGUACAUGAAGGAGCUCCGGGAAUACCAGCAGUCUGAGGCAUACAAGAUGUGUGCAGAGAAACUCCAGGAGAAGAAAACUAAGAAGGAGGACCCGGGUGCCUCUGCCAUGAACACGCUCCUGAACGGACACAAGGGCGGGGACUUUGACGGCUUCUCCACCUUCGAUGUCCCCAUCUUCACUGAGGAAUUCUUGGACCAGAACAAAGCCAGGGAAGCAGAGCUCCGGCGGCUCAGGAAGAUGAACGUGGCCUUCGAGGAGCAGAACGCGGUCCUGCAGAGGCACACCCAGAGCAUGAGCAGCGCCCGGGAGCGUCUGGAGCAGGAGGUGGCCCGGGAGGAGCGCAGGACCCUGGCCCUGCAGCAGCAGCUGCGCGCCGUCCGCCAGGCGCUCACGGCCAGCUUUGCUUCCCUGCCUGUGCCGGGUACCGGGGAAACCCCCACACUCAGCACUCUGGACUUCUACAUGGCCAAGCUGCACGGGGUCAUUGAGCGGGACCCCAUGCAGCAUGAGAAGCUCAUCCUGCGCAUCAAGGAGAUCCUGUCUCGGAUAGCCAGCGAGCACUUGUGAGGAGCGGCUGGAGGAAGGGCCCGCGCGGAUCCGGACCGUCCUGGGGAAGAAUCGGUCCCAGCAGCUUCGCCCCCGCCCCUCUGUCUCCCAGCUCACUGGGCGGGGCUCGGGCCUCCUCGCCCCACCUCCAGGACCCGCCCAGCGCACAAGGGGCGGGCGUGUGGCUGCCCGCAUCCAGCCAGCUGGCGGAGAGAGAGCCGGGAGCUGCACCCCCUGAGCGGUGGGGGCCGCCGGCCCUGGACCCUCUCCUGGUCUUCCUCUCUCUCCCACUGCCUGACCCAGCUCUCCCCCUCCCUCCCGGAGCGGGAGACUGAGACUCGGCCUCUUGGGCCUGGCCUUUCCAGAUUUAGCUCCGGGAGAUCUACAAAAUCAAAACCUUUCCCUGGACUACUCCGUUCCGUGCCUCUUCCAGUUCCUUUCGCCAUGCCCUGACCCCCACCCCAUGCAGGGAGCCGGCCGCCUCCCUACACAGCCUGGAGCGGCAGCUGUGACCAUCGCAAUCACCUUUUUAAAUAAAAACCGACUCAGCCCAAA